AUGCACCUACGAACGGCUCUUCGGGCUUGCGUACCUCGUGCAGGUCACACCUUACUUGCCUUGAAGCAACCUACUCGGCUUGUGGCUCCUCCCAUACUCUUGAGCUUCAGGACUGCGUCCACCGAACCGGCUGCUAGGCGGGUGAGGGAUGUCAAUACUCUCGUAAAGGACCCUAAUGCCUUCAAAGAAUUCAAAAGAGCAUUGGACCUUAACCGGUAUACCGAAAUCUGGAGAUGGUAUCGUGUCUUGUAUCGAACAAGAGAUCUAGAACGCUUGAGCUCCCGCGACUUUUACAAAGUUGUCCUAUUGGUCAAAGAGAACCGCGUUUUCUUUGAACGCAACGAUGCUGCUCGCGUACGUAUUCUAAACCAGAUCUGGACCGCCAUGGCCAACUCGAAAAUAAAGCCGGACCCGACAUUGUGCAAACUCUUUGUUGAACUUUAUGGACGCGCCGGAGAUCUGGCUAAUUUGGAAAAAGUUCAGGCAUAUAUGAAAGAGGCCGGUUUUCCUGUGCUUGAGAAGGGUGUUCAACAGUGGAUCAUGCUUGCAGCGGCGCGUACUGGGAAUUUUGACCAAGCGCAGCGAAUCUACGAAUUCCUCAAAACCUCUGACGCUGAGCGUGACAGGGUAUUGGCAAACUCGUUGUUGAUGGGAUACUCGCGAGGGAGAUAUGAGCAACCAAUGUUGCAAUUGUUUGAGGACAUGAAGAGUUCAGGACCUGCCCCCGACAGCUUGUCGCACUACCAUGUUCUAGACUACUACGCAUCUGUCGGCAAUAUCGAAGAAAUGGAAAAAUGGUUUGCGAUCAUGCGCAAAAUUUCCUCACGGCCAUUGCAGUCCGCGUAUAAUGUCGCAAUAUAUGCAUAUCUUGCUGCGAAUCAGUUGGACAAGUCUCGCGAGCUUUUCAAGGAAGUUGAACAGCACAACUAUGUUCCUGACUACCGACAUGAUGAUCUGAAGGUUGCCCUUGCCGCCCAUGAGGGCGAUACAAUCACAGCAUGGAAGUCUUUUCGCCGGGCUUAUGCCACAAGGAAGAAGGUGGCAAGUGUACAAGUCAUGAUCAACCUGGCCAAGGCGACAGGACCUGUCAAAGUGGAAGAUUUAGAAGAGUUUAAAAAGACACUGGCUCUUGCCGAAUAUCCCAUGACAGCGAACGUUCUCUCUUAUUUGUUGAGAGGAUAUAGAGGUCUGCGCGAUCCGGUGUCCGCGGAAACGGUCCUAAGGUGGAUGGCUUCAAAGAAAUGGACUACCCACGGUGGACACUAUGCCGACGUUAUCGGGACAUACCUUGUACAUGGUGACGUGGAGAACGCAAAGCGAUUGUUCAACGAGGUUCGGGAGAAGGGACAGGGCAUCGAUAAGUACUCUUAUGCAGCCUUGGUACGGCGGUGCGUGAAGGAAAACAAACUGGCCGAGGCGGCCCUUGUCCUAGACAACCUUGAGCGAGAUGAUAUGUUCAUCAGUGUAGGAUUGGUAGAGUCCGUGCGGGAAACUUUGGGCGCGGAGCAUGAGUUGGUGAAGAGGCUUACUGCACGUUUCGAAGAGAAAGUACAAGCUAGCAAGACAGCAAAAAAGACAGCGUAACGUAGAAUCGAUGUCAGUAUGGGGGAAGAGGAUCGACAAUAUCCUAACGGUGUUAUUUAGAUUUGAGAAUGUGCCUAUUUCUCCCGAGUUAUCGUUUUGAAUCAAAUCAUGUAAUAACGUAACGAAACAAGAAACUAUAUUAUCACAGCA
This is a messenger RNA of Spizellomyces punctatus DAOM BR117, 1734 nucleotides long. Its product is annotated as pentatricopeptide repeat domain-containing protein. The transcript has a single exon. The record is from RefSeq and is a predicted model, not a curated record. The coding region runs from base 1 to 1584 and encodes 527 amino acids. Gene Ontology annotation, molecular function: protein binding. Lineage: Eukaryota; Fungi; Chytridiomycota; Chytridiomycetes; Spizellomycetales; Spizellomycetaceae.